CAGAAUCUGCGCAGAAAGUACAGGUGGAUCCAGCAGACUCCGGUGAUUCAGCUUUCAGCCUCCGCUAACGUCGAGUUUGCUUUGGCGCUGCAAAGAGAGCCUGUGGAGGAAAAAACACCUAGAUAUUCCCAGCCAUCUUCAGCCAUCUUCAGCUUCAUGCCAGCCUGGGUGCGCAAUGAAGAAGAGCGCAGCCAACUAUUGACUGCCCUUCGCUCAACACCGCCACCCGAACCCGUUAGAGGCAGCAAGAAAAAGAAAGAAGAAAAGCCGCAGCCAACCGUUGAUCGAAAGCUUGCGUUGCUGAAGCUGCGAGAUGUCGCAUCUUCGAGUUUGCGGGAAGUCUUGUGGCAAGAUUCAGAGGUUCGAGAGAUUUUGCUCGCGGGCCUCGACGAAACGCAACCGGAGCUUGCAAGGGUGCUCUCCCUUGGGGUGCUGGUUCACCUGACAACAUCCCGCAAGAACUGCUCCGAGCUCCUCAAGAACGAGCAGGUUCGGCUGAGUCUCUCUCAACUUCAGUCAGAGGGCCAGCCCCAAGAAGUGCAGGAAAAAGCGCUCCUCGCUUUGGUGGCUUUGGCUAUUCCAGCCUUCCAAGACUGUCAAGAAAUCAGUGAGGACCUGAGAGAUGUGCUUGGAAAAGCUGCUGCCAGAAAUCGAGACAACGCGCAGCGAUUGCUCGUGUUCCGUGCGCUUUGGAGUGUCUCGACGGUAUGCGACAGCCCCGAGCUUUUCUUCGGAAACGACAAGAUCUGGGAGUCGCUUCUACAAAGCCUCCAGCAGGAAGAAGACCUUGACGUCCGUGAGAGUGGCCUUGGUUUGCUGAGUGCUCUGGCAAAUCAGCAGACAACUGCUCACUUCCUUUGGGGAGAUGUUGAUGACGAGGACGAUCCCCAAGGUGAACGUGUUCGAGAAGACAUUUUUGCAAACACACUUCGAUCUCAGCCAGCACGCAUUCGUGGAAGAGCUCUGGCUGUCCUAGCAGGCAUCGUGAGGGAUCCACAGAAGCGGCCGUCUGUCUGGAAUUACGUUUCAACAGCUUCCGUUUCAGAGGACACGGAGAUGUCGAAAGGCCAUGAGGUGGAUCUGGGUGCCAGACGUCCGCGGAGUACGUCCAGUGACGCAUCAGGGCGGCGAGAGCGGAAAGGAAGUGAUGCUUCUGCGACAUCCAAGAAAUCGGCUGAAGAGCAGGAAGCAGCUGAAAGAGCUACGAUGAAAGACAGCAUUAUGGCAGCAGCAGCAAGAACAGAGCUUCCUAGUGUGCGAUCACCGGCGCUGCGGAUUUUACUAGAGCUCUCCUGGGACGAGACCUUAAAGAUGUCGCUGAUUGAGAACAACAUUCCAGAACUUCUGCUUGAUGCUUGGCCUGAUCAGCGCUUGGGGUUGAAAGAGAGGAAGCUCUGCAAACAUGGUCACAGACGUCUCGUUGACUGGAACAAGGCGAGAAUUGCCGAAGAGCUUCGCAUUGAGCGUGAAAAUGAACGCCGAGAGCAAGACGCGAUGCAAUUUGAGGAGGACUUCCAGGUCAUGGUGCGAGAGACCCCUGAAAUGGGACAAGCGGACCACGAGAGCCACCAGUUUGAGGACUGGUCUAAGAGGGACCGAGAAAAGACUGCCAUGAUGAAAGAAGAUCAGUCCUCGAAGGAGUUCAACAAGUAUCUCAGGUUUCUGCUGGAACAUGACCGGCAGUCAAUGGAGUCGGAAGAUCGACGAGCACGCUUAGUUCGUGAGGAGGAGGAGGCCCAGGCCUUUGCUGAGAAGGUCCGGGCCGCACGGGAACAGGCAACAACAGCAGCAGAAGAGGCUGCUCAGGCCAUGAAGCGAGUUGGCGGAGAUGCGGUUCUGCAAGCUCGUGAUGCCGCAGUGGCCGCCGCAGCCGCGGCGGCCAAGGCCAAGAUGCCGCCCCGGCUGCAAGCGCUGUUUGCGGCGGCGGAAGCAGCUGCAACUGGGGCCAGGGCCAAGGAGCCCCUGACACAAAAGGGUCAGCUCGACGAGGCUUGCAAGGCUGCUCUGCAAGUGGCCGAUCGCUACAGCAUGACCGUGGAAGAGAAGACGGCGAUCGCGGCGGAAGCCGCCGCGGCCGCUGCCACGUGGACGAGUGGUGAAGAGCGGGGCAAGAUUGCUCGGUCUUUUGCCCUGGCAACAGCAGCAAGUCUUGGAAUGUCUGCGGAAGCUCAGCAGGAGGCAGCAGGUGCCGCCUACGCUGCGGCUACUGAGGAUAUUGAUCUGGAUGUGGGUCGAUCCAGUGGAUAUCCAUGAGGCAGUUGUGAAGCCUAGGAAGCCUAGGGAGCAACUAGCACUGCAAAGACUGCAGUGAUCUCAACUCUAGUUGCCUUUGUUAAUGCAUCUGUUGGCCCACAGUGGUGCCCAAACGCCCUUGG
Durusdinium trenchii is the source of this 2375-nucleotide messenger RNA. The record is from the annotation of a GenBank genome assembly. Lineage: Eukaryota; Dinophyceae; Suessiales; Symbiodiniaceae.